Microplitis mediator is the source of this 2076-nucleotide messenger RNA. RefSeq names its product fumarylacetoacetate hydrolase domain-containing protein 2A. The record is from RefSeq and is a predicted model, not a curated record. NCBI's taxonomy places the organism in Eukaryota, Metazoa, Arthropoda, Insecta, Hymenoptera, Braconidae. The transcript has 7 exons. The coding region runs from base 203 to 1183 and encodes 326 amino acids. Gene Ontology annotation, molecular function: hydro-lyase activity.
GUAAAUUUUAAGGAGUUCUGAUCCUGAUACACUGCCUACGAAAAAAAAAUUAUAAAUAGUAAAAAUAUACAAUUUAUUAAUAGUAACACUAAACAAUUACACUGAUAAUUACAUAGAUAACAAUUCAACACUGGACGAUAUCAAUUAAAUCAUUAUCAUAAAAAAUAUUUUUUAACUCAAACAUCAAUAAAAUUUUGUAAAUAUGUUUUACUGCGGAACAUUACAAAGACUGGGUCAAAAGUACUUUAUAAAAUCUAAAUUUACUUCAAUUUCAAAUUUGUCGAAAAAUUUUUCAACUUCAGGAGUUCAAAAGAUGAGAUUUGUACAGUUUACGAAUAAAAAAGGCGGACCACAACAUCUUGGUGUACAAUUGAAAGCUGGCGGUGACAUUAUUGCUAUUUCGUCUAUAGAUUCUAGAAUACCGAAUAACUUGAGAAAAUUUUUGGAAGGUGGAGAAGUUAUUCAAAAUAAAGCCAAGCGAAUUAUUGUUGAAAGUCGUAGCGUUAUUCCAGAAGCAGAGGUAAAUUUAUUAGCUCCUAUAAAUCGAAUGGACAAAUUAGCUUGUGUUGGCCUUAAUUACAGCGGGCAUUGUUCAGAACAAGGCAUUGAACCACCGACAAGCCCAGUAAUUUUCAGUAAAUUUCCCAGUAAUAUUGUUGGCCCAACAGAUGAUAUCGUACUGCCUUCAAUCUCUGAUAAAGUUGAUUGGGAGGCAGAGUUAGCGAUAGUUAUUGGUAAGAGCGGUAAAAACUUGAGUACUGAAGAUGCCGAAAAUUGCAUCUUUGGAUACACUGUAGCUCAAGAUGUUAGCGCUCGUGAUUGGCAAAAAGGUAAACGUAAUGGCGGACAAUUUCUUCUUGGCAAAGCGAUGGAUACUUUUUGUCCUCUUGGGCCUGCUGUGGUAACUAAAGAAACUAUAAGCGAUAUCAAUAAUUUAUCAGUUCAAACUUGGGUUAACGGAAAACUCAAGCAAGACGGGAACACAAGUGAACUUAUCUUCAAGCCUCGUGAUAUCGUAGCAUUCAUUUCUCAAUUCAUGACUCUACUACCCGGAGAUGUUAUUUUGACGGGAACUCCAGCAGGAGUAGGAUUCACUCGUAAUCCACCAGAGUUUCUUAAGAAAGGCGAUGUUGUGGAAACAGAAAUCCAAUCUAUUGGCCGUUUAGUAAAUCACGUUAAGUAAUAAAAUUUUGUAUAGUAUAGAUAUAUACUACCGACAGAAAGUUUUAUCUUUGUUGUAAGUCAAUAUAAGGUGAAAGACCUAGUACCCAAUAAGGUAAUUAGUACCCGAUUAGUUCUCUGACCGGAUAUUAGUUCCCUGAUCGGUUAUUAGUUCGCUCCCUGCUUAAAAAAUACGAUAGAUUCUUAUGCUGUACGUAUAAGGCCUAAUACUUAACUGUAUCACUUCUCAUAGAACUCAUUCAUUCUUAUAGAAUCAUUAUGGGAAUUUAUUGGAUUCUAUGAAAUUUUCUCAACAGGAAUGAUCGGGUACUGCGUCUCUUACCUCACUAUCGUUUUAAAUUAUUUUACUACAUUUUAAUCAAUCGCAGUGGACCAUACAAUAUAUAAUGAUAAUUCACUAAUGCAUUUAUAUAAUAAUAAGUCAGAGCAUUCCUAAAAUUCAUUGACGAAUUCAAAUCAUUUUGCAGUCGAAUUCUAUUAACUCGGAACUUCCCCUCAAUCUUGACCCCCCUACGGGCUACGCUGUCUCCCACCGAUGCUAUACAUUUGUACUUAUGUUCCUAUGUACUUCAUGUAGAUGAAAGUGCGCAUGCGCUCUAGUUUAUUCUUUCAAGGAGAAAGGGCAUUCGAUAAGUCGGAAUUUCCGCUCCUCCGUAGACUAAAUGUCAAGUUAAUGAAAUUCGGCUGCAAAUUUUCCUAAUCAGAGUAUUACAAAUGCUUCUAAACUUUCUGUCGGUAGUGUACGUUUAUAUAAAUUUAAAAAAUUGUUUUUGAUAAUAAUUUUCUAAAAAGAUGAACAUUUUAUACAGUAUGGUUUUGUGGAUAAAUGGAAUAUUACAUUAUUUUAAUUUUUGUAUUAUAUUAUGUUGUUAUAAAAUAUAAUUUUUAAUAUAA